AUGAUGAACUUGCACUGGCUCAUAUUGUUCUUUGUUCUUGUGACUACUUGCGCACAAGGUGCCCUCCCAGCUACACCUCUAUUCUUUCGUGGACUAUGGUGUGUAGCAAAAUGGUCAAGUACGACUCAAUCAUAUACACAAACUGGUCAAGCUUUCUUUUACAAUAAUGGUACAUUCACAAUGAACUAUCUUGACAACCCUUCGUCGACUUGGGUCAAUCAUUUCACGGCAGUGAAUAAUACCGAUGGUGCUGGUGGAACAUAUCAAUUUCUGACAGUUACAACAAAAGGUCCUUCUGAACUUGUCAACAAAACAUUGUGCUAUUGGCGACGAAAGAUUUCCAAUACUGAAGUGCUCUUUGGCCGGCAAUCAAAUGGUACUUGCACUUCAACAUUUGAAAAUGAUACAUCAACAGAUGCACUGCGAUACACGCGAACACCAACAACUUGUCGUUAUAUCGAUGAUGAAAAUACCAAUCUGGUCAUAUCGGGCAGUUCCUUCGAAGUAGGAACACUUCUUCCAUACGAUCGAAAUUUAGCAACCGCCGUACGCGAAGCUGUGGUGUUCUAUGGAAGUUCAUCGAUUGUUAAAUGGACAACAUUAGCAACAGAUUUUCCUGACUACACAACACUCAAUCGAGGCUUUGGUGGAUCGACAUUACUUCAAUGUUACCAACAAUUCAAACGUAUUGUUCAACCAUUAGAGCCAAGCAUCUUCAUCAUUUAUGCAGGUGAAAACGAUAUUGCCGGUGGAACAACACCAGUUACAUUACAAACAGUCUUCCGACAGUUCGUUCCAUUGAUUCGUCGCUUCUAUCAUAAUACACCGAUUGCUUACAUCUCAUUGAAGCCAAGUCCAUCGCGCGUUAGCAAAAUGAGUCAAAUGAACGAUGCAAAUAAUCGUAUUCGGCAAGACAUUAACUUACUAUUUCCUGGUGUGACGUUCAUCGAUAUCUGGCCUGAUAUGUUGCUUCCUAAUGGACAACCAAAUCCUGACUUAUUCGUUGCCGAUCAGUUACAUAUGAAUAGCAAAGGUUAUGCUAUCUGGACAAAAGCAGUUAGCGCUUAUUUAGAAUCAGUAUUUGCGAAAAAAUAA
Molecule: messenger RNA, 1095 nt
Organism: Adineta ricciae
Lineage: Eukaryota; Metazoa; Rotifera; Eurotatoria; Adinetida; Adinetidae
Source: the annotation of a GenBank genome assembly